AUGCUCGCGGUACCGCCGCUGAACAUCACUGCCCCAACACCAACACACACCGCAGACAUGUCUAUCCAACCGCUCAUCACCUUCAAGGCCGGCCAGUGUGAGCUGACUCGCGGAGAAGGCAACCAACAGACAGUCAAGCCAGUACCAACACCAGGCUAUGUCUACCUGUACCAAGGAGAAGAUGAAUUCGUGCACUUCUGCUGGCGACCACGCGACCGCUCACUCGACCAGUCGGACCUGGACCUCAUCAUGAUCCCCGGUGACGGCUCCUUCCAACCCUACACCGGCAAGGACUCCAUCGAUGACCCCGAGAACAUCAAGUCGCCCACCGACGGCCGCAUCUUCGUCCUCAAGUUCAGCUCGAGCUCACAACGCUAUCUCUUCUGGUUGCAAUCAAAGUCGCAGCACCCGCGCGGCGCGAGUUGGUUCAGCGAGCGCGACCUCAAAAUCGGACAGGUCAUUGAUCUGCUACUGACAGGCGAGGAGAUUGAUGUACAGGCUGAACUUGUAGGUAUCUCGAGCUCAUCCAACAAUGACGAGGAUGAGACAAUGGAAGACGUAGAGCCAUCUAGCCGAAACCGCCACGGUAGUACCGGAGGCGCUGGUGCUGGUGCCACAGGCGGUGAUAUCCGAGAUGAGGGCGAAGAGUCCCGAGAAGGGGGCGCCGAUGGUGGUCGAGCAGCCGGAUCAGGUGAUGUCUCUGCCAUUGUGCAAGACUUCAUGAACUCACUCAAAGGCGGCAACGCAGGCGGCAGCUCACAACAAAGAGGAUCAGAACCCUUCGCUAGCCUUACCGAGUUCCUCUGGCCUACGCAUACUCUCUCAACCGUUGAGAACGCUUCCGACGAGACCAUCGACGCACUGUGUGCCCAACUACCGACAAUCCCUUUCCUCCUAGAAGCCGAAGUCGAAGAUAUCGAUCAAAUCGACCCCAACUCCGAGACCGCGCAGAUGGCCAUUCAGACAUUGGGUCGGGAGGAGAAAAUUGAGGUUCUGAACAGGGUCCUACGCGCACCUCAGCUGAGGGGAGCAUUAGGCAGUUUGAACGAGGCGCUAAGGACCGGUGCUCUACCGACUGUCAGCCAGGCACUGAAUAUUGAUGUCGAAAACGGAGGCUAUAUGAGAGGUGGAGGCAUGCCACUUGGUGGCGGAGAUGCAGUCAAGGCUUUUCUGGAAGGUGUCAAGAAGACAGUAGAAAAGGAGAAGAAGGGCGGCGAUGACAUGGACACCAGCUAGAUAGCCAAGCGGCUCUAGCGAUUUGGAUAUUCUCUUGCAUGGAAUGACGACCGACACACGACUGAUGCACACAUAGACGACAAUGAUCAAUGGCACGAAUAUUGCAUGGCAAGGGUAGGGUAAUGCAUUUAUUCUCGCUCUCAUCGGUACUUUUCAAAUCCUCUUCUUAGAUGUUCGCUUCCCAUCUAGGACGACCUCCAAAAUGUACAGACAGCCAUUCAACGGAUAUGGUCUUUCCAAACAU
Messenger RNA from Alternaria rosae, 1480 nucleotides. Its product is annotated as proteasome complex subunit Rpn13 ubiquitin receptor-domain-containing protein. Gene Ontology annotation, molecular function: proteasome binding; ubiquitin binding; endopeptidase activator activity. The record is from RefSeq and is a predicted model, not a curated record. Gene Ontology annotation, biological process: ubiquitin-dependent protein catabolic process. Gene Ontology annotation, cellular component: proteasome regulatory particle, lid subcomplex; nucleus; cytoplasm. Lineage: Eukaryota; Fungi; Ascomycota; Dothideomycetes; Pleosporales; Pleosporaceae. The coding region runs from base 1 to 1236 and encodes 411 amino acids. The transcript is spliced from 4 exons.